Molecule: messenger RNA, 468 nt
Organism: Brenthis ino (lesser marbled fritillary)
Lineage: Eukaryota; Metazoa; Arthropoda; Insecta; Lepidoptera; Nymphalidae
Source: the annotation of a GenBank genome assembly
AUGCAGUCCAUAGUGGCCCUCCCCCACAAGCCGCACUGGGUCGCUGUUAUCGGAAACGACAAGGCUGGCAUACUAGAUAUCAAAACUAAGCGACAUGUCAGGUUUGUGCCUCGCUGGAAUGGGGCCUGCACUAGAGAUGGGAAGAUCGGUCUCUGCGCACCGACAAGAGGGGGGCUCGACUUGAUAGAGUUAAAACGAGGCACAUCUGUGCAGCCGCUCAUCUCAAGAGCUGCCGAGGGUGUCUUUUCCAUUAUCACCAUGUUCAGUUCUGAUGAUCAGUACGUGUUUUACUAUCACAGUGGAAGGAAGACUUUGAGGGUGUUUAGAACUGUUGAUGGCAAAGCAAUAGCGGAGUACCGCGCACCUGCGGAGGUGACGGCGGUGGCGAGCGCGCGCGGCGGCACGGCCGUCGCGCUCACCUCGCAGGAUGGCUGUCUCACCGUACUCAAUAUUGUGGACCCCUAUGCU